AUGGAAGAAGAGUUUGAAAGCGAUUUGAAAGCUCUCGGUCUGCCAUUGCCAUUAGGAAGCACUAAUCUUAUCAUCCAAGAAAUUCGGAAAUGGAAGGGCAGCGUAUCUCCUGCCAUCAUGUUCAGUGUGGGCGUGUUUGGGAACGUUCUUGCGCUCAUCGUGCUUCACAAGUCCCCGGGAGAACAGAAACGGAAAUUGUUCUAUAGAUUUGUUGCCGGUCUAACGAUCACUGACCUUAUGCGCGGUCUGUCCGGCCGGAAGAAUAGUUUCACGGAAUCUCGGACGUUUUCCGGCUACUCGCGGCGCUUUGCGGAGUGUCAGAUGGCGGUGCUGUUGAUCGGUAUCACCGUAGUGUUCAACUCCUGCUACCUUCCACUUAUUAUUCGAAUUGUACUCAACCAAACGAAGCUACUUCCUGUGAACAUGCGCACUGAUCUUCUCGUUAUUCGCUUCGCCUCGCUCAAUCAGAUACUGGAUCCCUGGGUAUACAUCCUUCUGCGUCGCGAGGUCGUCUCUCGUCUCAUCUUCACGAUCCGGAAACCCCUUUCUCCCAAAACCACGGAGGUGAGUCAAAAACUGACAGCGUUCCCAGACACAGCAGGUUAA
Messenger RNA from Dreissena polymorpha, 606 nucleotides. RefSeq names its product prostaglandin E2 receptor EP4 subtype-like. The coding region runs from base 1 to 606 and encodes 201 amino acids. Lineage: Eukaryota; Metazoa; Mollusca; Bivalvia; Myida; Dreissenidae. The transcript is spliced from 6 exons. Gene Ontology annotation, biological process: inflammatory response; adenylate cyclase-activating G protein-coupled receptor signaling pathway; positive regulation of cytosolic calcium ion concentration. Gene Ontology annotation, cellular component: plasma membrane. The record is from RefSeq and is a predicted model, not a curated record.